AUGGGUGCUUGUUCUCAUGGCUACAUAUAUGCAAUAAUACAUUUUACCGCUUGUACACAAAAUGCAAUGGUUUGCAGAUAUAUGGAGAAAGGCUCAAUUGAGCCCGGAACUAUUGGCGGUAGCAAGCCACGUGUAACUACACCCAAGGUGGUGGAAUACAUUCGACUAUUGAAGUGCUCUGAUCCAGGGAUUUACUCAUGGGAAAUACGUGAUCGGUUGGUUGCAGAUGGUAUCUGCAGUAAGGACAAUGUUCCUUCCGUAAGUAGCAUUAGCAGAAUACUCAGGAGUAAAAUGCCAAAAGGUGAGGUCUUUGCGAGUAAGCCAAUUCAUAAAGUAAAAUCCUGUUUAAGGUUUUGAAC
Molecule: messenger RNA, 359 nt
Organism: Cylicostephanus goldi
Lineage: Eukaryota; Metazoa; Nematoda; Chromadorea; Rhabditida; Strongylidae
Source: the annotation of a GenBank genome assembly